Molecule: messenger RNA, 140 nt
Organism: Racocetra fulgida
Lineage: Eukaryota; Fungi; Glomeromycota; Glomeromycetes; Diversisporales; Gigasporaceae
Source: the annotation of a GenBank genome assembly
AAGCUAGUUUCACGGAGUUUUCUAGUACUCCAUGUAAUUGUGAGUCUUUAGUUAUUGAGAUUCACUCACUUGAAUACUCAACUGUAGUAUUAGGUACUCCACCAACUCGACAUCUUAACGACGAUAAGGGCGACCAUUCA